AUGGGGAUUUUUCGGUAUUUUGCUGGUGAAAUCAAGCGUGUCCUUGACAGGACAUACAGAUGUUGGUUACAGACGCAUGAGGAAAUUAUGGUGGACACAGCGACAUGUGCGAUGGCAUUUCGUAUUCUAAGGAUGAACGGAUACGAUGUCUCUUCUGAUGAGCUGUAUCAUGUUGCUGAAGCUUCCGGGUUCCAUAAUGAUUCACUUGGAGGAUAUUUGAAUGAUACAAGAACCUUCUUAGAAUCACACAAGGCUUCUACAGUUAGUAUCUCAGAAGAUGAAUUUAUCCUGGAUACCAUUGGCUCAUGGUCAGGUACCUUACUGAGGGAACAGCUGGGGUCUAGAGGUGCACUAAGGAGAACUACACUCUUUAGAGAGGUGGAACAUGCUCUAGACUGUCCCUUCUACACCACAUUGGACCGUCUAGACCACAGGUGGACCAUCGAAAAUUUCAACGUUACAAGCCACCACAUGCUAGAGACAACAUACUUGUCCAGUCGAUAUACUAGCAGAGAUAUUCUAGCGUUGGCUAUCAGAGACUUCAGUUCCUCUCAGUUUACUUACCAGCAAGAACUUCAGCAACUUGAAAGCUGGGUGAAAGAGUGCAGGCUGGACCAGCUACCAUUUGCACGGCAGAAGUUGGCAUACUUCUACUUGUCUGCUGCUGGAACCAUGUUCCCUCCUGAACUGUCUUAUGCUCGCAUUUUGUGGGCCAAAAAUGGUGUGCUCACAACCAUUGUCGAUGACUUCUUUGAUGUUGGAGGAUCAAAAGAAGAACUUGAAAACCUUGUCACUUUGGUUGAGAUGUGGGACGAACAUCACAAAAUUGAGUUCUACACGGAACAAGUAGAGAUUGUAUUUUCUUCGAUUUACAACUCAGUUAACCAGCUUGGAGCAAAGGCUUCUUUGCUACAAGACCGCAAUGUUACCAAACACCUAAUACAAAUAAUCCCAGAGUCUGUCGUUAAAGAUCCAGAAUACAACGAGUUGUUUAGGCUAAUGAGCACAUGUGGCCGGCUCCUGAAUGAUGUUCAGACAUUCGAGAGGGAGUACGGCGAGGGCAAGCUGAACAGUGUUUCUCUCCUCGUUCUUCAUGGUGGCUGCACAUCCAUAUCAGAGGCUAGAAGGGAGUUACAGAAGCCUAUAGACACAUGCAGGAGAGACCUCCUAAGACUAGUUCUUCGUGAAGAAGGUGCUGUUCCUAGGCCCUGCAAGGAGUUGUUCUGGGAAAUGUGCAAGGUGUGCUACUUCUACUCAGGAAGUGAUGGGUUUAGCUCACCAGUGGAGAAGGCUAGAGAAGUGGAUGCGGUGAUCAAUGAGCCACUAAAGCUCCAAGGAAGCCAUGCAUCGCUGGUCGCUGCCUGUUGUGUGAGAGAAACCAAGCCUCGAUGA
Messenger RNA from Miscanthus lutarioriparius, 1392 nucleotides. NCBI's taxonomy places the organism in Eukaryota, Viridiplantae, Streptophyta, Magnoliopsida, Poales, Poaceae. The record is from the annotation of a GenBank genome assembly.